AGCGUUUUUAUCCUACUGUCCGGGAAUGCCUAUACUUCUCAGAUUAUAUCCAUUAAAUUCUCGUGGUGGUUCCCAGCGUUGCCUUUCUCGCUGCUAAUAUUCUUCUACGACGAGGCCAGGCGUUUCAUUUUGCGCCGCAAUCCGGGCGGUUGGGUCGAGUUGGAGACCUACUAUUGAGUUGUCGUGCGGACUAAUGACCUAGCACAAAUGACAAGCAUUCUCUAGUGAUCUAAACCAAUUAAUUAAUUUAUUAUUCAAAUUUUAUUUAAUUGACAAUAAAUAUAAAUAUAUAUAAAUAGACUUUAUUCUAGUAAUUGACAAACAAUUAUACAGUAAGUGAAUUGCAUUUUAAUAGGUUUUACUUCUCAUUUGAAUGGAAAGCAUAGGGAAAUCACACGAUAAACCAUUUGUGAGGCCAUUUAUUUGUGAUCAUUAUAUCAGAUAAUUUUAGUCAUUAAUAUGAAAUUUUUUGAAUUAUUUUUUGUGUUUCAAGUAUGAAGUCACUCACAAUUAAAAUAAUAGUUUU
Messenger RNA from Oppiella nova, 526 nucleotides. NCBI's taxonomy places the organism in Eukaryota, Metazoa, Arthropoda, Arachnida, Sarcoptiformes, Oppiidae. The record is from the annotation of a GenBank genome assembly.